AUGGUUGGAGAAAAAGACAUCGAAAAUGCUUUUGAAAAGCUAAAGCGUUUCUUUGGUGGUAAAAGGUUCCAAGAUAGCUCGUGGUCAUGGAUCGUCUGUAUUUCAGCGGCCGUGUGUAAUGCAAUCAAUCUUGGUUUUACACUCAGUUUUGGAGUUUUGUUCCCGGAGUUGAUGAGGCACUUUAAUGCCACAAGAGAAAGGACAGCUUGGGUUGGUUCCAUCAGCCUGGCCAUGGUUUGGUUUGCCAGUUUGCCGGCCGGAUACCUGUGCGAUCACUUUGGAUGUCGUAAAACGUGUUUUUUAGGAGGAUUGCUAUGCGUGACAGGUCUGGUAGCAACUUCCUUCGCCAAUAGCCUGAGUCUAAUGUAUUCUACCUAUGGUUUGGUGUACGGCUUGGGAGCGUGCUUCAUAUAUAACUCUAACUACUUGGUAGUUGGAAAAUAUUUCAAUGAAAAACUCUCAUUAGCUGUUGGUAUAACAGCUUUGGGGUCGAGUGUGGGUGUCCUUUACACAAGCCCGUUACUUCAGGUUCUUUUGGAUGCGUUUGGAUGGAGAAACACCUUUAGAAUAAUGACGGUAACCUUCGCUCUUGUUUGCAUUUUGAGUUUGAAUUUCAAUCCAAACGUAGUUGAAACAACGAUGGUGAAGGAGGUGAAAGCAGAAGCGCUGAACAUGGGGCAAAAAGCAGGAAUUAAAGGCAGCAUCUCCUCUUAUUGCAGCGUGUGGACAUUUCCUGUUUUCACUUUCGUCGUCAUUUCUUUGAUGGUGGGAUCUUUUGGAAUGUACACUCCUUACAUCAAUCUGGUCAAGUACUGUGAUGAUCUUGGUAUCACGGCGCAAAGUGCCUCUCGACUGUUCAUCUUCAACGGCCUUACCUCAUCUCUUGCGCGGAUUCUGUCCGGAAAACUGUGUAACAAUCCAAAGAUCAACCCAGUAUUUGUUUAUCAGUCAUCGCUGUUUAUCGGCGGUGUAUGUGUGCUCCUGUUACCUAUGGCAACUAAAUACUGGGCCUUGGUUGUAUUUAGCUGUGCUUUUGGAAUAAGUGAUGGAAUUUUCAUAACCACGCAAUGUUACAUCUUGCUUAGCUGUGUGGAUAAAGAGAGAGCCACAGCUUCAUUUUGUAUCCUUAGCGUGCUUUGUUCAUUUUCGGUGGCUACCGGUGGACCUAUUGCUGGUUUGAUGGCAGACCAAGAUGGGAACUAUGUAAAUUCGUUUUACAUGACCGGCGGGGUUCUGAUGUUUGCAUUUGUUAUUCCUUUCGGAUUGAUUUUUAUCAAGCGGAGAAGGUUUCUAGUCAGUCCAAUAGUAUCACCAGAAAUGACUGACUUGGAAGCAAGGAAAAACUAUUCCAAGCCUUAA
This is a messenger RNA of Pocillopora damicornis (cauliflower coral), 1359 nucleotides long. RefSeq names its product monocarboxylate transporter 8. The record is from RefSeq and is a predicted model, not a curated record. Gene Ontology annotation, biological process: transmembrane transport. Gene Ontology annotation, molecular function: transmembrane transporter activity. NCBI's taxonomy places the organism in Eukaryota, Metazoa, Cnidaria, Anthozoa, Scleractinia, Pocilloporidae.